This is a messenger RNA of Dracunculus medinensis (Guinea worm), 654 nucleotides long. The record is from the annotation of a GenBank genome assembly. Lineage: Eukaryota; Metazoa; Nematoda; Chromadorea; Rhabditida; Dracunculidae.
AUGACAUUUUUAAUUUGGGGCGUCGCUUCAUCGAAUAAAAUCAAACAAUCUAAGUUAAUCAAAGAAUUGGAACUCAGAAAUAAGCAUUUGGCAAUAGAGAACGAAUUUCUUUCUGCAAGUUUGGCUGAAGAAAAUUGGAAGAAACUAAAAGAGAAAGAAGUGAAUGAUCUGAAGGUUUCGCUUGAAGCGGCGAACACUAAAAAUGCAACUUUAAUGAGCGAGAAUGAUGAACUGAUGAAGAAAAUCGCGCAGUUGGAAUUAAAAAAUGAGCAGCAGUUGAAAUUUCCGCUUGAAUGUGGUACUUUCAUUACGUGUUAUCCGAGUGUUCCAAGAGUUACCGGUCAAGACAGUGAUAUAGUAUGUAACGAGGAAAUAGGACAAAUAAAUGCAGAAAGCCCUACGCUAAAAGCGAUGAACGCAAAAUAUAGCACGCUUGAAGCAAAAUUUAGCGCUGCAAAGGAAAAAUGGCAAGAAGAAUUGGCUGUCAGCGAAAAUGAACUUGAUAAAAUUAGACAGGAACGUGAAGUACUGGUGAAAACUGUUCGCACACUUGAAGAAAAGCUUGCCAAAUCAGAAAAAAGAGUUAGUGAAUUGAAACAGUUGGAUGAAGAAGAGGAAGAUUGGACAAAAAUAUCACUGGGAGAAAAUAUUUGA